Messenger RNA from Penicillium cosmopolitanum, 423 nucleotides. RefSeq lists its product as uncharacterized. The coding region runs from base 1 to 423 and encodes 140 amino acids. NCBI's taxonomy places the organism in Eukaryota, Fungi, Ascomycota, Eurotiomycetes, Eurotiales, Aspergillaceae. The record is from RefSeq and is a predicted model, not a curated record. The transcript has a single exon.
AUGCCACCAUCAACGCCAUCACAAUCAUCAAAUGGCAGGGUCACACGUCGUAAGGAGUUAAUUCCUUAUCUGCGUCGUCUAAUUUUCGGCGAGUACAUGGGAGGGCGGUCACCCACUGUUAUUGCUCGCCGCCAUGGAAUUUCAGAAUCAACCGUCCGAUACACCAUUAAGAUGCAAAGCCCUCGAGGGGUCGAUCAGGCAGCCUUACAGGAGUGCAGGUCUCCGAAAUUAUCAGCAAUAGACAUGCGCGCUAUUCUGCAGUGUAUUCAGCGUGACCCCUUUAUGUCCUACAACGAUAUGCGCCUUGAGAGCGGCAAAUCCAUCCCCGACAGAGCUUUUCUCCGAACUCUUCGUGCAUCUGGCUACGAGCGCAAAGCCAAAAAAUGGAUUCGGAAAACCGACAAAGCUGCAGCAAAACGUUAA